AUGGCGGCAGCUGGGGGCGCGGCGAGCCUCAGGGGCCCCGGGCGGCCCUGCCCCUUCUCCAUUGAGCACAUCCUCUCCAGCCUGCCCGAGCGGAGCCCCCCGGCCCGGGCCGCUUGCCCACCGCAGCCCGCCGGUAGCCAGAGCCCCGCGGAGCCGGAGGAGCACGGGCUGCCGGAUACUGCGCCCUGCGCCUGCUGCUGCUGCUGCGGCGGCGCCCGCGCGGCGCCCUGCGGGCCCCCGGAGGCGGCCGCCGGGCUGGGUACGCGGCUGGCGUGGCCGCUGAGGCUGGGUCCCGCAGUGCCCUUGCCCCUGGGCGUGCCAGCCGGAGGUUCCGGGGCGCUGCCGGGCGCGGUCGGCCCCGGGCCGCAGCGGCGCACGCGGCGCCACCGCACCAUCUUCAGCGAGGAGCAGCUGCAGGCGCUCGAGGCGCUCUUCGUGCAGAAUCAGUAUCCCGACGUGGGCACGCGCGAGCGCCUGGCCGGCCGCAUCCGCCUUCGCGAGGAGCGCGUGGAGGUCUGGUUCAAGAACCGCCGGGCCAAAUGGCGACACCAGAAGCGCGCAUCGGCUUCCGCGAGGCUCCUGCCUAGCGUCAAGAAGUCCCCCAAGGGGAGCUGCUGA
This is a messenger RNA of Saimiri boliviensis boliviensis (Bolivian squirrel monkey), 618 nucleotides long. It is a transcript of the gene GSC2, whose product is annotated as goosecoid homeobox 2. NCBI's taxonomy places the organism in Eukaryota, Metazoa, Chordata, Mammalia, Primates, Cebidae. Gene Ontology annotation, biological process: regulation of transcription by RNA polymerase II. Gene Ontology annotation, cellular component: nucleus. Gene Ontology annotation, molecular function: RNA polymerase II cis-regulatory region sequence-specific DNA binding; DNA-binding transcription factor activity, RNA polymerase II-specific. The record is from RefSeq and is a predicted model, not a curated record.